Molecule: messenger RNA, 2893 nt
Organism: Onychostoma macrolepis
Lineage: Eukaryota; Metazoa; Chordata; Actinopteri; Cypriniformes; Cyprinidae
Gene: hsh2d
Product: hematopoietic SH2 domain containing
Cellular component (GO): cytoplasm
Source: RefSeq, a predicted model, not a curated record
CGUGAAUCCAACAACAGCGAAGGCUUUGCUCAUAAAUUAUUAAUUACGUUAUGUGACGUUCUUCGAGCGACCUACCUGAUUCGCGGAAAGCCUAAACUAAUUAAUAUUAAUUACGUUAUGUCGAACAGGCCUUCCUGAUUUGCUGAAUGACUGACAUUUUCCUUAUGAAUAAUAAUUAGGCAGUGUUCUGGACGAUACGGGGAAAUGAACAGGACGUGAUUAAUAUUAAUUAAAUCAAGUCAUACGCCAUAGUAUAUCCUGCACACAAAUCAACUGAACUCGUCUGUAAACUGAUUAGCCUAUAUGUUUUUACCAGAGACCGACUGAUGUUUACAAAGCUAUAAAUACUUAUAGUUCAUAAUCUGAAAUGCGUCGUUGACCUUUUGUUCAAACCACACCCAAAACAACAGUUUUAACAGGUGAGGUCACGUCGGCUCCAGACACUAUCUACCUUGCGACUCGGCAGGAUAAACCGGAUGUCAUGGCUGUGCCUUUACCACAUGACAGCAGUAAUGCAGCAUUCGACUGGUUCACUGAAUUCCAGCGCAGCUGCAUUUUGAAGGAUGGAACUGUUCCAGAAUGGUUCCAUGGAAUAACAUCCAGGAAGGCUGCGGAAGACAUGCUGAUGUGCAAACCUCCUGGUUACUUCCUCGUUCGUGUUAGCGAGAGCAGAGUGGGUUAUACAUUAUCUUAUCGAGCUGAGGAUCGCUGCAGACACUUCAUGAUUGCCGUCUUGCCAGAUAACCAGUGUAUUAUAGUGGGAGAAAAGACACGCUUCUCUUCCCUCCAUGACUUGGUUGCCUUUCAUCGCAGAAAUCCCAUUCUUCCCUUCAAUGACUUGCUUACUGUGGCCUGCGAACAGGGUGGUAAAAAUAACUACGCUGAGUUGUUGUUUCCUCGAAAGAAAGAUGCAAACCCUGGACAGGUUGAAUGGAUACAUUUUUCAACUCCAACACAUACAGCUCAUUCAGAUAUCUCUGAACACAACCCAACUUCGCCGCUCCAAAACAAAUCAUUUACGCUACCUACAAGUCCUUCUGCGAGACUGUAUCCCAGCUUGGAGACGGAAAUGAGCUCUUUGAGUCUACAGAGCAUGGAUCAGCCAACAAAGCCCAUUCCAAAGCCUAGAACAAUAUUUACGUCCAAAUCACCAACUGACGACACACCACCACAGUUACCGCCCAGAGCAUGCUUGCCAAAUCGCCCACAAGCCGCCACAGAGGCUGACAGAUUGCAAGGGUUGAUGCCAGUAAGCUCUGACAGACAUCAAAUCCCACCUGACACACCUGUCGAAGGCCGUACCCAACAGAAAAACCAACAACCAUUGAAACCGGUGGUCAUGGGCCUGGCGCAAAUUAAGAAAAAGCUUAAAAAGAACCGCUCCAAGGAGCGCAUGUAUGAGGAGAUCACUCAAGAUGCGUGUCAGGAAAAUGCAACUUUUGCUUUGGAGAGCAGUAACGUCAACCCUAAACAACCGGAUGAAAAUGACUAUCAGGAAUUACCUGAAAAAUCCACAGUUGAAGGCCGUCGGGCAUCUGAUGGGAUUCCCAACUUUGCAGAUAACCAAUUACCAUUGGAGUACUUGAAUCCACCUCCUUUUGCACCUGGUUACUAGAUAAAAACAUAAAGAUGGGUGGUUUUACUCAGAGCAUUUUUUUUAUUGUCACUGAAUAACGUGACAACAUCAGUCUCUUUGUUGUGAUGUUCUUUUUCACUAUGAUGCAUUUCAAUCUCUGACCUAACACAUUCUGAACACAGGUUUGUCAUCUGGAAAAACCUGUUGGACAUGGUCAAAUAUUUUAAUAUAAAGUUGACAGAGCGUGUUGUGCCUUUGGGCAUGAAUUUGAAUAUACUUCUGGAUUAUACUUCCUAAAAUCUGGCACUUUACAUAUCAGAAAAGAAAACAAAAAAACAUUGUAAAUAUUAGCUUUUUACUGCAGUUGGUCAAUAAAUGUACAGGUAAUACAAGAAACCCAAGAUUAACAUGUUAUUUCUUCCAAAUACCUUGGAAUACCAUGUAAAUUCUGUGGUGCAUGAUUUUACAGGUUGAAGCUAUUUUGUCAUGGUUUAGCUGGUCUAGGCUGGUCUUCAAUUGGAUUAGAUGGUAACAAGUGACGAAAACCCCUUUGAAACCAUCAAAUUAGACCUAAGACAAGUAUUUACUGUUUGUUGUGUUGCUUAGCCUUUAAUUUUAUUAAAUAUUUUAAUAGAUUUAUGUACUAUAUAUGAUAAUUCGGAGUGCUAUAUAUGUACUAUAUAUGAAUAUUCGGAGUGCUGGAUCCCUGUCAAUCUUCAAGCAACAGCUGAAAACUCAUCUCUUUCGACACUACUUGACUUCAGCCUACACAUAAAAAAAAAAAAAAACUCUUUCUCCUUAUUUAUUCCUUCCCUUGCUGGCUUGUACUUAUUUAAACAAUGCCUGAGACUUGGUGUUACAAGCACUUCGUUUGUCGGAUUGCCUCUUCAAGAUGAAUCGCUUUAUGUAUUCCCUAAAUUGUAAGUCGCUUUGGAUAAAAGCGUCUGCAAAAUGACUAAAUGUAAAUGUAAUAAUUUUAGGCUAUGAUUGUACAUUUUUUUAUAAUAUUGGUUAUAUUGAAAUAGGAAUGUUUUUUAAUGUUUAUUUUAGAACAUUCCCACAAUAAUUAGCACUAAGCUGCACACAAUUAAUGGGGAAAACACAACAUUUAUUACAAAUAUUUACAAAAUAUAUUCCUUCAUCGUUUAUGAUGGUUUAGUUGAUCUUCCAGGCUGACCUUCAGUAGAUUUAGCUGGUAACGAGCACCCAAAAUCCCACUAAAACCAGCAAACCAACUUUUUUAAAACUCUUUAUCCGAUAGUCUCAGAAGAUCCUUGAUUCUUAAUUAAAUGUUGAUCUCGUUGUAAGGCCACUCAG